GCCUGCCUCUGUGCGCGUUCGCGACGCCCCAGGGUUUUGGAGAUUUCGGUGCCAUCUCCGCGCUCCCGAUGGCAGAGAGGAGAGUUUAGGAUUGUGUGCGUCCCGACAGGAAACCGACGAAAAGCAUAAAAUGUUGAGAUGAGCAGCCGCCCGUGAUCGAGCUCGGACAAUCAUCCAGCCCUGAUUGGACCUUUUCUUUUCCUCUUGACGAGUUGCUGGCGGUGGGAGCCAUGGAGACGGUGGUGAUCGUAGCCAUUGGGGUGUUGACCACCAUUUUCCUGGCCUCCUUCAUUGCCCUGGUGGUGGUGUGCAGACACCGCUACUGCUACCCUCACGACCUGCUGCACCACUUCGACUCCAAACCGACGGUCGAUCUGAUCGGAGCCAUGGAGACUCAGAGUGAACUGUCGGAGCUGGAGCUGGACGACGUGGUCAUCACCAACCCUCACAUCGAGGCCAUCCUGGACAACGAGGACUGGAUCGAAGACGCCUCUGGUCUGGUCUCUCACUGUAUCUCCAUCCUGAAGAUCUGCCACACCUUGACUGAGAAGCUGGUUGCCAUGACAAUGGGCUCAGGGGCAAAGGUCAAAGCGCCAGCGAGUCUGAGUGACAUCAUCACCGUGGCAAAACGCAUCAGCCCGAGGGUGGACGACGUUGUCAGAUCCAUGUACCCUCCUUUGGAUCCAAUUCUCCUGGAUGCCAGGGCCACCGCUCUGCUCCUCUCAGUCAGCCACCUGGUGCUGGUCACCCGCAACGCCUGUCACAUGUCUGGCAGUAUGGACUGGAUCGACCAGUCGCUCCACGCCGCAGAAGAUCACAUGGUGGUUUUGCGUGAGGCGGCGUUGGCCUCUGAACCGGAUCGGGGCAUGCUCGGAGCUGACACACACAGAGAGCAGGCCAUUUAGAGCGAGCACAGACACUGAUAGAAGUAGACCAGCAGCAGACCGUCACGAACACGGCUCCGUUUUUUAUCCAUGAGCUCAGUUGAUACUUCACAGUCACAUAGACGGUGUUGAAAAGGCACAUUACCCAAAGUUAAUAAGGACUUCUUACUUCAGACUCGCCCGUGGACCCAACAAUUGUAUUUUUUCUGCGAGGCGUGCUGGAGAUCACGACAUAGGGAUUUCUGGAAAGUAACCGUCACAUACAGGCUUUUUUUUUUGGAGUGUAACCCUACAGCAGAUGUUUUUCAGAGUUGCUCUGUUAAAGAUGUAAGCUGCCUGCAAGUGAAAGGCCUUUGGAAAUUUCUUCUUGAGUGCGCCAUCACCCAGCAGUGGGCCUAAAUCCAAUCUCUGCGGCACUGCACAGUCACAUGGAGGCUUAGUCAGCUAAUCCAUUCUGUGGAAAAAUAACACCCUGUUAGCUUGUGAGCUCCAACCCAGUGGACCAACGGAACACUAACCUGACUUAUGUCGAAUCUGAGGGGUCAGCGUGACUUGAGGACGCUCUAAAAUGUCCCUGAUACACUCAAAACACCAUAUCUGGGAUUUAUUCAGCUGCAGAGACCAAUGUCUGUAGUUUAAGAAUCAGUAAAAGUUUGUUCUUGUUGAUUAAUUUGGACGGUAUUAGGAUUCAUUGGCAUCUCUUACACUUGAAAGUCAUCAGCCAUAGCAGCACUUUAAUCCAUAAUAGAAUAUCUCAAUUUAUACUGGACGGAUUGGCACAAAAUACUGGGCAGAUGUUCAUAGUUCCAGGAAGAUCAACCCUUAUGAGUUUGCUGACCCCCUGACUUUUCCUCUUGCAACUUGUUCUGCAAUGGUUAAAGACUGACUGGCACAAAAAUCUGGACAAAUGUUCUAGUUCCCCUGAAGAUAGUAUUACUUCUUGUUCAAUCAACUUUUCCUCUAGCAGCAACAUCGGGCCAAAACCAUGAUUUGUUCCAUACUUUUGUUGCAUCAUGACUGUAGCAUACACUGUAAAGAUGGAUGGCGCUUCCUCUCAAUAUCUAGAAAUGAAGCUAAGAUAUCCUGGAUACGAAUGCUGCCAUCUUGUGCCAAUGACGCCAACUGCACGAUAGUGGUCAGGGAAAGGAGCCACGGUAUCCAGAGUCCCGCCCCGACCAAUCAAAAUCAUGACGUUUCACCCAAUUUUUACUGCAUCAAAUAACUAAUUAAAACCAAACAGACUAAAAGAAUGAACCCUUGAACAAACAUCAGUGUGAUAAUUGUGACUUUUGUCCUGUCCAUGUCCCAUCCACUAACAUGGAGGAGGCCGGGGUUAUGACCUAUACUGCAGCCAGCCAUCAGGGGACCAAUGAGAUGUUUUGGCUUCAGCAAAACCUCCAAAAGUCAGUAAACAGAAAAAUAAGCACUUUGAUAUUAAAAUCAAAUGUAUCCGGUGUUUCACCUGACAUGUGAAAGAAGGAUAAGAAAAAUAUACAGAUAACAAAGCAGACCCAGAGAUGUUAGAGAAAACAAUUAUGCAAGAGGUAAAUCUGCCACCCCCCCGUAAAAAAUGUUGCGUUUGACUGCGUACAGUACGUCUUUGUGCUUUGUCACGUUUGAACAGCGUGUUGAUCCCGGUGAGGCAGAAUUAGCAUGUUGUUUUGGGCCAGGAUGAUGUUAUUGGAGCAUGUCUACCUGUUCCCUCAUGCAUUACUAAUAGCCAAUCCCCAAGGAGCCCUAAUAAGGCUUUAGCCACAGCCACUAGGAACACAUGGAUCGUGGGGGGGGGGGGGGGGGGUCAAACACGUUGCGUAAGGAUUGUGGUGACAAUCGUUAAGUGGGGAAGAAAAGCCAAGUCUGUUAAUCAAAAUCGAACUGAACCUUCAGAGAUGUUUCGAUGGAAAGAUAUUGAUCGUGGAGGAAACAUUUAGAAAGUGGUGAAACCUUUUAUUUUUUCUCCUUGUUUACAUUGUGUAUUAGCACUGAUAUUUUUUGUAAGCACUCCUUUAUUUUCUCAGCCUUAUUUCCACAGUUUGUUACUGAUGUCCACGCAAUCUUUUUAUUUUUAUCUUUCAUUGAUUUGUACAGAUAGAAUGAAGUUUCAUAGGAGAUUUUGUUUUGUUUUUGUUGUUAUUAGCUCUGGAUAAAAGCUACAGAGAAAUCCAUGUCCGAUAAAAAGUCCACACACACCAUACUAAUUUUUGACAUAAAUAAAGGUGAAUUUUUUUCGUCUUUUUA
Molecule: messenger RNA, 3122 nt
Organism: Platichthys flesus (European flounder)
Lineage: Eukaryota; Metazoa; Chordata; Actinopteri; Pleuronectiformes; Pleuronectidae
Gene: tmem98
Product: transmembrane protein 98
Exons: 7
Coding region: 231-905 (224 amino acids)
Cellular component (GO): endoplasmic reticulum
Source: RefSeq, a predicted model, not a curated record